GUGUUGAAUCUCAGAACCCUGUUGCCAUGGCACCAAAACAAGGAUUCGCCUGCAUUACCCGGUAUGACUGGAUUUGUCUGAAUCAUCUUUCUCUCUCUCUCUCUCUCACACACACACACACACACACACAUCUGACAGACGUUCAUUCAUGUAUAACACAUAUGGAACAUGUUUUCUUCUUCCUUUAUUUUCUAAUUUCCCUGAUUGUUGCACUAAACACUUGGCGGUCCAGAACGCAGUCCGUCUAUCCGAGAUUAACAUUUCAGUGCACUUUAUCUGUCAGGCAGAUGCAGACUUGUAAACCGCCGCGUGCACAUAUUCACAGAUGCACAAAGUCGCACGCACAUACACAGUCCGUAAAAGACCACUCAUGACUGACCCAGCCGGGGAAUGCUGGGUUAAUCCACAAAGCGGUGAGAUUCUGAUGCAUACCCCAACAGAGAGGAUUACCCUCCCAUCCUCUCAUCCAUCAGCCCAUCCUCAUGCACAUACACUCAUCAUAACAAUCCAACAUUAACAGAUGUGCCACUCUCAGAGCUCACCACUACCGGGAGAUUGGGAGAGAUGGGAGAGAGGGACAGAUUUGGAGAGCGAGUGAACAGGCCUAUUAACUCCACGCUGUGUUGGUUCCAGCAUCUAGGGUGGACCCGACCGACUGAUCGCAAUGGAGUUUAAGCAUGGCCUCCUUCACCUUCAAAAAUGAAUAGUCGGUCUGUGCAUGAAUGCAUGCUUACUUGUCUGUGAAAUCGAGAACUCUAUCAGCACUGACACCUGUCAAUCAGCUUACAACAAGAGGAGAGAAGAAACAAAUCCAGGGAUAGAGAAGACAAGAAGGCUAAGUGUCUUUCAGGAUGUGAGACAGCACAAAGAUGAUCUUUACUUUCACAAAAAGCAUUGGAGGAGCACUUGCUUCAAGGAUGGGCCGGUGUGUUGGACUACUACCUCUGCUGCUGCUACUUCCCAACCUGCUCUCUGCUCAGACCACCACUGUGUUUGAACUUGAAGACACGUCCAGCUUGGAGAUCACCCCAACACCUUGUCCCACUGACCUAAAUACCGUAGCAGGAAAGAGCUCGUCUACCAGUGCUCGACCCACCAGUCCAGUAAAAGCGAUCACGGAGGAGGACCAGUCUGCCGCGGAGAGCUACCUCUACACUGGCAAUUCAUCUACUUUGGCUGCCUCUACAUGCACAAAGAGUUUCCAGCUGCCUGUUCGACUGGGAUCUCCGCCUAGAGACCUUCUCCCUCUCUUGCACCAAGCCAUAGCAUCUCUGACCAAUGCUGCCAACUUUCUCAACCUGAUAUUCCAAGCUAGUGAGCUGAGGGAAACCAGUGUACGAGAGGACAUCGAGUGGUACCAUGCACUGGUGCGGGCCAUGCUCGAAGGAGACAGGCCGGGCCUAGUCAGACGAGCUUUUCUAACAUUCGACGCUGACCCCACGAUCCAACAGCCGCAGCUGGUGCUCCGUGCCUCCAAAGGCACAACCCAAGACAUUCUUCUGCAGGACCUGACAUCCGCCUGGAGCAGCUUUCGUCCUCCUGCUCCUGACCAAAGCUGGUUUGAUAUGUUUAAGUCCAGCGCUCCACCCCUCCAUGCCUUGUCGAAACGGGUUCUUCUAAAUGACCUAAGCACCCUAGACACUCCCAAGUGGGCACGUGGAGAUAGUUAUGUGAUCAAUAGCAGUGGGGUUCAGUGGGGCGAAGCCCCUUUCCUUGAGUGCGUUGAUGGCCGUUUUUUGCCAGGAUGGCUACUUAGUCUUUCAAUGCCAUUUUAUGGGUUGAAGCCAGACCUAAACCCAGAAUUCAGGGGUGUUAUCCGUGUCGACGUCAACAUCCAGGGAUUCAAUGUGGAUCAGUGUGCCAGUGGAGACUUCUGGUUUUCAAACACACAUCAAUGUAAUCGGACCAGCAUGGAGUGUGAAUCCAUCCCUCAACAGGGCUUCCGGGUGGGUCAGUACUGCUGCCGAUGUAAAAAGGGCUACUACAGUCCAAAUCCAGACACGGAAAGCAAAAGGAACAACAGUAUGAACAGUACCCGAGCUUGUUACCCAGAUGUCCCAGUGUGUCUGCCCUGUUGGGCCGGCUGUGAUGAGUGUGAGGAUGGAGCUCCAUGUUGGGUGCAGGAAGACUGGCUCCUGAGGACAGGUGUUCUGGCUGUGCAGGGUCUCUUCAUGAUGCUUGUUCUUAUCAGCAUGCUGGUGGCAUAUCAAUGCAGGAGAACCAAGCGGAUCCGAUCGUCAGGGCUUUUGCUGCUGGAGAUGAUCCUGUGUGGCUCUCUGUUGCUUUACUUCCCUGUCUUUAUUUUAUAUUUCAAACCCAGCACUUUCCGGUGUAUUCUGCUCCGCUGGGUUCGUCUGCUUGGCUUCGCCAUUGUUUAUGGAACUGUGAUGCUCAAGAUGUACCGGGUUCUGAAGGUGUUUCUGUCACGUACGGCCCAGAGAGUGCCAUACAUCACUACCACAGGUGUGCUGAGGAUGCUGGGAGUUAUAGUGCUUACUGUCAGCUGGUUCCUUUGUGCAUGGACCGUGGGCGUCCUUCAGAAUCGAGACAGGAACGUUCCACUGCUGAUCAUUUCCACCACCUCCGAAGGACAGGGCUUCAACGUGUGCGACCUGGACCGGUGGGACUACAUGAUGGCUGUGGCGGAACUGUUAUUUCUAUGCUGGGGCAGUUUCCUGUGCAGUGCAGUGAAGACGGUACCUUCAGCAUUUCACGAACCACGUUACAUGAGCAUCGCAAUCCACAACGAGCUACUGCUCUCCUCCAUGUUUCAUCUUUUCAGAUUUGCAAGACCAUCAAUUCAUCCUGACUGGAUGCUCUUGCUGUUCUUCACCCACACGCAUGUCACGAUUACUGUAACGCUCGGCCUGCUUUUUGUACCCAAGUUUCUCCACAUGUCUCGGCCCGGGCGAGAGGAAAUAGCUGCAGAGGUAUAUGAGGAUGAGGUGGACUUGAGACGCUCGUGUUCUUAUCUCAACAGUAGUUUCAACUCUAACUGCUGGAGUGACCACAGCUUGGACCCUGAUGACAUUCGGGAUGAGCUGAAGAAACUGUAUUCUCAGCUGGAAGUCCACAAGACCAAGAGGAUGGCAAACAGCAAUCCCCACCUUCCAAAGAAGCGCAGUUCUCGCCUUAGUAUUGGACGGUCCCUUAUAAAACGGAUCAGUGAGAUCCCAGAAAGUUUAAGCAGGCAAUGCAGUCGUGAAGAUAAGGAUGUCAAUGCUGCAAUAGGAAGUAUACCCCGAUCAGGAUCUUAUUACAAAAGUCAUCAAACCGCAAGCAUUAACAAGAUGAAUGAAACUUUAAUGCAGCCCUCGCCAAAGCUGCGGAAGUCCCAUAGUGCCUAUGAUUGUACCCCAGAAAGAGAGGUCUCCCUAUUAAACUCCUCCAUAAGGAGCACAGAGAAAAGGGUUUCACUUCAUUCUGACUCAGGAUCCAUCAACGCAACAUUGCUAGUCUGCAAGUCUGCCAGUGCCCACAAUCUAUCGGUAGACACUAACCUUCUACUUCCAGAGCCUAGCAGGUUUCAGAAGUCACUUAGCGUCAUAGAACGCAAUGACCAUCGCUCUGUGACUCCUUGUAGAAGCACUGAAAAUGUCUCGCUUGCUGGCAAAGCUGCCCCAGCAGAUAAGCCCCAGCUAACUGUGGAUGUUGAUAUAAAGAGGCAGACUUCAAGUGCCUUGCUCUCAGAGUCAUUUGACAAGGCCGAGGUCUGCCCAUGGGAGGUCUCAGAGGAGCUCCCUGCAAACAAGAACCAAAAACAUGUCACAUAUUCUAUUUCCAAACAAGAAGAACCCAAAUCACCUGGUGCUACCUCGUCGCCAACGAUGUUAUAUGUUUGUCCAUGGGAAUUCUUGCCACCUCCUACUCCUCCUGCAACAGAAACUGGGAAUGGUAUUCAGUCAGAUGCUGAUUCCACAAAACCCAAGCUUUCAAUGUCCUGUAGUGCUCCAGGGUCGCCACUCACAAUCUCUGGUAAGCCGAAGGAUUUUCGGGUUUUCUCGUUCCGCUCCACUACCCAAAGUCUACUUGUGGCAAAGGGCAUUGGGGAAGUUGGAAGGAGUAUGAGCAGAGAGAAAAGCCUACAGGAAAGUAAUGUUAGGGAAGGAACACUACAGAAAUCUUUGUCUACAUCCAUGAGAUUGUCCCCAGGCAGUGCAGCUUCAGACAAGCGUACCCCUCAGACACACAGACGGGCUAUGACUACCGUAGGCACAAAACCUUGCCUUGUCAAACAAACAGCGAUAAGACUGCCAUCUACUGAUUCUCCUGAAAGGAGUCCCAAACAUUCUGCUCCUUCUGCUCCAGUUCACAUCUGUCCAUGGGAGUCAGAGGACGUGGUCUUGGAGGUCAGGAAGCAGAAUUUGAAUGACAGUGUGUUACAAAGACAGUACAGUGACAAACAAGUACUAUCUGCGACAGUAAGUAAUGAUGUCUUCAAACCCCCUGAGUUCCAACUGAAAUCAUUACUGGCUGUUCCCAAUACAGAAGUGUGUCCGUGGGAUGUCCCAAAACCUUUUCAUCAAACCAGCAUUUCUGAAGUGUGUCCUUGGGAGGUUGUGGAAGUAGAGCAAUUGCAAACCAAGAGCAUACAUGCUGAUGUGUGCCCUUGGGAAACAGAUGGUGAGCCAUCAAGAGCCCCUGAAGACAAUAUAUAUAAUACCACUGUUGAAGUCCCUAUGACUGAAGACACCCAGAAGCAGGUAAAUGUGAAGUCUGAGGCAUGCUCUUAUGUAUUAGACACACAUAUCUCCCAGGUUAGACAAGGAUCCAUCAAAAACUCUAGUGACUCAAUAAAACACGGUGAAAGGGUAAUUUAUGUCAAUGCAAGACAAAGUCCAGUAGACCAAGAGAUGCAGAGAGAUGUGGGUUUAGAAGAACCAAGUCAUAUACUGAAACAAGAAGAAAGUGAUUUUCCUGAACCACCCCCACCUGUAAUUGAUGUAAGUCCCUGUGAGUCUGAGCCAAACGCAAAAGAUGCUAUAAAACAGACUUUAAUAGAGACCAUGCCUAAGAAAGCAACUAUUUGUCCGUGGGAAGCAGAGGAUUCUGGGAGGUCAGAAGAGAAGGUGGGUGCUACAAACAAGGGGCCAGUUCAUGUAAAUGUGUGUCCAUGGGAAACAAGUGAGUCUGUGAAGUCCAUGCAGAAACAAGAAAGUGUCUGUGGAGAUGUCUGUCCAUGGGAGACAAGUGAAUCAGUUGAGACCUUACAAAAGCAAGAAGGUGUUCGUGAAAAUGUUUGUCCUUGGGAAACAGAAGACAUGACGAAGAACUUGCAGAAACAAGAAAGUGUUCAUGCAGAUGUCUGUCCAUGGGAGACAGGUGAGCCAGUCAAGACUUUACAGAAACAAGAAAGGAUCCAUCCUGAUGUCUGUCCAUGGGAGACAAAAGAGCCUCAAAAGGCCUUACAGGAACAAGAAAGUGUUCAUCCAGAUGUCUGUCCAUGGGAGACAGGAGAGCCAGUCAAGAUCUUGCAGAAGCAAGAAAGUGUUUGUGCAAAUGUUUGUCCUUGGGAGACAGGAGAGCCAGCAAAAACAAUGAAGAAACAAGAAAGUGUCCAUGCAGAUAUUUGUCCUUGGGAGACAGGAGAGCCAGCAAAGACAAUGCAGAAACAGGAAAGUGUCCAUGCAGAUGUUUGUCCUUGGGAGACAGGAGAGCCAGCAAAGACAAUGCAGAAACAAGAAAGUGUCCAUGCAGAUGUUUGUCCUUGGGAGACAGGAGAGCCAGCAAGGAAAAUGCAGAAACAAGAAAGUGUCCAUGCAGAUGUGUGUCCAUGGGAGACAAGUGAGUCAGUCAAGACCCUGCAGAAGCAAGAAAGUGUCCGUGCAAAUGUGUGUCCAUGGGAGACAGGAGAGACAACAAAGGCCUUGCAGAAACAAGAAAGUGUCCAUGCAGAUGUCUGUCCAUGGGAGACUGGUGAGCCAGUGAAGACCCUCCAGAAACAAGAAAGUGUCUACUCAGAUGCCUGUGCAUGGGAGGCAAAACAAUCACCCAAACAAUCUGUGCCACAGGACUGCACUCAUGCUGUCUUAUCAAAAAGGCAAGACAGUGCUCAAGAAUCUGUCUGUCCAAGGGAAAAUGAUAUGGGGACACCACCAGCAACCGAAACCAGCACAAGUCAAACUGCCCCAGAUAUAAGUGAGAUACACCCUUCAAACACAGGCAUGCAGACAGCAGAAGAGAUGAGAGUUAACCCUCCUCUGGCUCGACGUGAUGCACUGUGCCCUUGGGAUAUGGGAGCAAGCAGACAAGAAUCUAUUACAGUGCAUGACAAUUUAGAUGUCUUCACUUGGGAGGAGACAAUACCAGAGGAAGAUGACGGUGAUGCAGAAACUGCUGCAGAGGCCUUCAUCUUCCCUCCAGACUUGUGAUCUGCAAGGGCAGUAUCAUUGUGCUUUAUUCAGCUUGAAAGACUUGUGGCAAAAUGGGACCACUGGUCACUGGGACACUUUCCUGCUUUAUGCAGAAUGUCCCUCCAAUGUCAUCAGCACACUUCACUGACUGUUAUUAAAGAAAUGAUUCCACCUAUAUGCCAAUUUUCUCCCUCUGCAGCUUAACAAACUAUUUCUGAAGACUGACUGCUAUUAUGACAGACUGCUCUCCUGUGCACAUUCCCUUUUGGCCUUACAUUAAUACAAACACCCUGUUUAAUUUGGUAUUGUUUUGUGUGUAUUUGUGUUCAUUUUACUACGUAGAUUAUAUUGUCGGUAAAGCCUACAUCACCAACAAACCCUGGGCGGAACAUUUCGAAAAUUUUAACACAUUUUCAGUAAAAAAAAGUUAAGAUGAGCUGUCCUGAUAUGCACAUCAACGUUGCUUAGAGCUGUUAAACAGGUACAGCUUUUAAGACCUUAUGUUCUGCUCAAAAGGUUUAGAUAAACAUAAAUUUAACAGUAAUUGUAGCAUUUUUCAUGUCUCAAAUAAGGCAUUUCGACCAAACUGGUUAAUUUACAAUCUAAAGGGUAGCACUAUUGUAUUUUUCUGACAAGGAGUCAAGUAUUCAAAAAAAAGAAAGAAAAUAAACGUAACACUUUACAUUAUACUAUGUGAAAUAACAUAACACAAUUUUAAUUUUUUUUUAUCUUGGACCAGGGAAAAGUACUUGAUCUAUAAAAAUAGGAUGAUUAAUUUUGAUAAACUUAUAAUUAAACAAUGUUUCAUAGAACUCAGUUUUAAAUCUUAUAUGAGGACCUGAAAUUAAAUGUUCAGGGUUUACAACACAACUUUUGUCAUGACAUGUUUAAUUCAACCUAUUUACAUGCUACUUCUGAAAAAUAAUAACAGCUAUAAGCAAAGGUAAUGACAUUAGAUUGCACUUGUAAUUCCUACUAGAGUUAGAAAACUGUUUAUUUUUGAGUUUCAAUGUGAACAUUUCAAACUAGGAACAUAAAGACUGUGCUUUUGUAUGAGGUAAGAUUUUUGUAAGAACCAGUCAAUUUUCAACAGUAGCCAAAGGAAGUUUACAUUAACUUCUAUCAAUGUAAAAAAUGCAACAUUUAUUUUUAUAUUCUUAAUAAUGUGUCACUUGAGUAUUCUGAAAUAAACUUUUAAACUGCAAA
Puntigrus tetrazona (Sumatra barb) is the source of this 7559-nucleotide messenger RNA. RefSeq names its product G protein-coupled receptor 179 (gene gpr179). Gene Ontology annotation, cellular component: membrane. NCBI's taxonomy places the organism in Eukaryota, Metazoa, Chordata, Actinopteri, Cypriniformes, Cyprinidae. Gene Ontology annotation, molecular function: G protein-coupled receptor activity. The transcript is spliced from 12 exons. Gene Ontology annotation, biological process: G protein-coupled receptor signaling pathway. Bases 870 to 6371 code for a protein of 1833 amino acids. The record is from RefSeq and is a predicted model, not a curated record.